This is a messenger RNA of Phyllostomus hastatus (greater spear-nosed bat), 3060 nucleotides long. RefSeq names its product solute carrier family 17 member 5 (gene SLC17A5). Bases 403 to 1812 code for a protein of 469 amino acids. Gene Ontology annotation, molecular function: transmembrane transporter activity. The record is from RefSeq and is a predicted model, not a curated record. Gene Ontology annotation, biological process: transmembrane transport; monoatomic anion transport. The transcript has 11 exons. NCBI's taxonomy places the organism in Eukaryota, Metazoa, Chordata, Mammalia, Chiroptera, Phyllostomidae.
UUUGGAUGACUCAACUCCCCUUGACCCGCCUCCAGGGUCCCACUCAGCCUGGGUCUCGGAGGGGCAGUCCCUGCGCUCUACACUGGAGCGCAAGAGGCCGAAGCAUUGUCCAUCAGAACACUCCCCAAGCCGCGCGCCUAGAACCCCCGGAGCGUUAAACUGAAACGCGACCCACUGCCCACCACGCCAUAGCUCCCAGAAUUCCGCUCUCCCCAUUCCAGACUUGCCCACAGCUAAGAUGGCGCCGGGGGCGGAGUCCCCGCGGCCGCCUCGGGGCGGGGCCGAGGUGACAGGACACGGUUAAGGGGCGUUGCCAGACUGGGGGCUGCCCCGGGGCUCCGGCUCUCUGGGCCGGGUGCUCCUCUAAAUCGUUAGAUCUCACGCCAGCUUCCCGGAGGCGUCAUGAGAUCUCCGGUUCGGGGGCUGCCUCCAAGCGAUGGAGAUAAGGUCUCAGACAAUACACCCCUCCUUCAGGACGCCCCGCAGGCGGAAGUUGCUCCAGUAUGCUGCUCUGUUCGUUACAACUUAGCAGUUUUGUCCUUUUUUGGUUUCUUCGUUCUCUAUGCAUUACGUGUGAAUCUGAGUGUCGCCUUAGUGGAUAUGGUAGAUUCAAAUACAACUUCGGCAGAUAAUAAAACUUCUAAGGAGUGUGCAGAGCAUUCUGCUUCCAAUCAGGUUCUUCAUAAUCAAACGAUUCCUGGAGGAUAUGUUGCCAGCAAAGUAGGGGGGAAACUACUGCUAGGAUUUGGGAUCCUUGGCACUGCUGUCUUCACCCUGUUUACUCCCAUUGCUGCAGAUUUUGGAGUUGGAGCUCUCAUUGUGCUCAGAGCACUAGAAGGACUAGGAGAGGGUGUUACAUUUCCGGCCAUGCAUGCCAUGUGGUCUUCUUGGUCUCCCCCUCUUGAAAGAAGCAAGCUUCUUAGUAUUUCAUAUGCAGGAGCACAGCUUGGGACAGUAAUUUCUCUUCCUCUUUCUGGAAUAAUUUGCUUCUAUAUGAAUUGGACUUAUGUCUUCUACUUUUUUGGUAUAGUUGGAAUCAUUUGGUUUGUUUUAUGGAUCUGGUUAGUUAGUGAUACACCAGAAACUCACAGGACAAUCUCCCACCAAGAAAAGGAAUACAUUCGUUCAUCAUUAAAAAAUCAGCUUUCUUCACAGAAGUCAGUUCCAUGGAUUCCCAUGCUAAAAUCCCUGCCACUUUGGGCUAUUGUUGUUGCACACUUUUCUUAUAACUGGAGUUUUUAUACUUUGUUGACAUUAUUGCCUACUUACAUGAAGGAGAUCCUGAGGUUCAAUGUUCAAGCGAAUGGGUUUUUAUCAGCAGUGCCUUAUUUCGGCUGUUGGCUAUGUAUGAUCCUGUCUGGUCAAGCUGCUGACCAUUUAAGAGCAAAAUGGAAUUUUUCAACUAUAUGUGUUCGAAGAGUUUUCAGCCUUAUAGGAAUGAUUGGACCUGCAGUAUUUCUGGUUGCCGCUGGAUUUAUAGGUUGUGAUUAUUCUUUGGCUGUUGCAUUCCUAACCAUAUCAACAACACUAGGAGGCUUUUGCUCUUCUGGAUUUAGCAUCAACCACCUGGAUAUUGCUCCUUCGUAUGCUGGUAUCCUCCUGGGGAUCACAAAUACAUUUGCCACUAUUCCGGGAAUGGUUGGGCCUGUCAUUGCUAAAAGUCUGACCCCUGAGAACACUAUUAGAGAAUGGCAAACUGUUUUCUGGAUCGCUGCUGCCAUUAAUGUAUUUGGUGCCAUUUUCUUCACACUCUUCGCUAAAGGUGAAGUGCAGAACUGGGCCCUCGAUGACCGCCAUGGACACAGAAGCUGAAGGAACCAAUAAAUAAUCCUGUCUCUAUCCAUGUAUCUUUGUUUAUCAUGUAACCUAAAAGUGCCUUUGAUAUUUUAAUGUUUUAAGCAUUCUAUGUGCAAGAAAAAAUUGUAUAUGCAUUAAAUUUUUAAGGCUUAUAAUCAUGACAUGUCACUAGUGGCCAGAUUAGUAAAAUCAUCUAUUUUUAAUCACUAAUAACAUGUAUGCUGGAACUUCUAUUCUAGGGUCACAUACCCAGCUGCAAAUCAGGCACUACGAAGUAGGGGAGUCCUAGUUAUUUUUAAGGGCCGCACUUAGGAAUGAGCUGAAGUGCACUCCUCUAUACCUGUGCUUAAUUAAGGACAAUAAAUCUCAGGUCUUGGUAAACACCUAUUUUUAUCCACUUUCCUCAUAAAAAUCACUUGUCAUCAGCAAUCUCUGACCCUGACGUCUCAAACUUUAGCAUCUCCAUGGAGCUGCCAGCCUUUCUAUAAUGUGGCCUGGCAGCUGGGCAGAGGGAAGCAUGCCCAGUCAGCUGCCAGGCAUUCCCUUCCUGGCUUCAGGGACAGUGCCCUGCAUUCAUCAGAGGCAGCAGCCAAGACCAGGGUCAGUGCCAGGUCUUUGGAUGGUGUUCUUCCCCUGGGGGCUGUUAAUGUGUAGACAAAGCCCUGAGCAGGCAGGAGCAUUGAGAUUCAUAGCCGCAGUUCUGAUGAAUCCUCAAACUUUCCCCUCCCCAGAAUACUGAUUGGCAUGUAACCUACAAAAAUAAAGUAUGAUGCCGAAUUAACCACAAAUAACAUUAUCCUUGCUUAAAAUUACCUUCAAGUCGAUCAGAGUAUAAAUUCCAAAUCCUAUGUUCUAUGAGCUACACUAGAAUUUUUUUAAAUAAAUUUCUUUAGUUCCUUCUGUUUGUCCAAAGGCAAGGUUCUGGUUGCAGUUUAAGGUUUAAGUGACUUUUAAAGGCCACAUCUCCUGAGACCAAUUGUAAUGUAAAGGUGAGAAUCAUCUUUCUGCUGAUUCCUGAAAUCAAAUUUUUCCACAUUUUCCUAGACCAUCUUUCAAUAGCUUUUGAACAUGCUUUGAGAGCUUUUAUGUGUUUUAGAAUUUGGUUUAUGUUGCAUUUGUUCAACACUACCUGUAAUAUUUUAAUAAAACUGUUUAAUGUAAUAUGUGAAUAACUUCUGUAAAUUUUUUAAAUUUGUAAAUGGCUUUAAGUUGCAAUGGUGAUAUUUCUUUUAUAAAUCAUCAAAAUAAACCUUUUUGAAUUGA